This is a messenger RNA of Danaus plexippus (monarch butterfly), 478 nucleotides long. RefSeq names its product sarcoplasmic reticulum histidine-rich calcium-binding protein-like. The record is from RefSeq and is a predicted model, not a curated record. Bases 25 to 396 code for a protein of 123 amino acids. The transcript has 4 exons. NCBI's taxonomy places the organism in Eukaryota, Metazoa, Arthropoda, Insecta, Lepidoptera, Nymphalidae.
AUUAAAUGCACUUGCUCGAUAAUUAUGAAGGCGGCGCUGGCUGUCGCGGUUUUGGGGUGCCUGAUGGUGCUGGCGAAGGCAACUCCCACUAUAUGGCCGGGGUCCUUGCCGACCGAAUGUGGGAAACAUCCAGUGAGUGAACCGGAUCAAGAUAACCCUGAUGAUGAACCGCAUAGACACAAACAUAAGAAGCAUAAACAUCACAAAAGGAGACCAAAGGAUGAUGACGAUGAUAAUGAUGGGAACGAUGAGAAUGAUGACAAUGAUGACAGCGAUGACAGCGAUGAUGUAAAACCGAGACAUAAACGGAAGAAGUGCAAACACUGUCAUCACCAGCACGACGGGCACGGCGAUAUUAUAUCAGGGGUUGGUCUCGGAGUAGGAGUGGUCUUCUAGUGACGAUGAGAUGAUGAGGUGAUGGAAAUAUCCUUGUAUUUCCAUCUCGUUUUUCACUUUACAACUUUUUUUUUUAUUACUU